AUGAAGAAAGUAAUGGAUAAACAGGGCAAAUUAAGGAUUCAGAAUAGAGAGCCUCGCGAGAUAAGCUCUCACUUGCGUCUUGAAGGGGGUAAUCUCGAUGCCCUCUUGUCAACGCAAGAAAGGAUAACCAUAUCUCCUUCCGGCCGGGCAAGGCAAGCUCUCACCCGAGAAGUGGGAAGAUACAACAGCCGCGAUGUGGUUGCUAUAGAAGCGCAAGGAGAUCCAAUUCCAAUCAUCAAGGGCCGCCACCCCAGCACAGUCAACAAGGACAUAUGCAAGGAGGCGCUACUAACUAUAGACCUCAACAAAAUUACCCACCACAACAAGAGAGGAGGUGGUGGUGGUGGAGAGGGAGAAGAAACAUAA
This is a messenger RNA of Dovyalis caffra, 366 nucleotides long. The record is from the annotation of a GenBank genome assembly. NCBI's taxonomy places the organism in Eukaryota, Viridiplantae, Streptophyta, Magnoliopsida, Malpighiales, Salicaceae.